Messenger RNA from Momordica charantia (bitter melon), 2032 nucleotides. The record is from RefSeq and is a predicted model, not a curated record. NCBI's taxonomy places the organism in Eukaryota, Viridiplantae, Streptophyta, Magnoliopsida, Cucurbitales, Cucurbitaceae.
UUUAUUUUGGGUCUCCCGAAAAGAAGCCUAUGCUUCAAUUACUUCGGAGCGAAUAGAGAACAGGGGUCCUGAUUUUCGUGUCUACAACUUCUGUUGAUCAUAUUGGGGCGAAACAGAAAGUGGGUCAGAAGCCAGCAGAGUCGCCAUGUCUCUGGGCUACGCAGAGAAGCUUUCGUACAUAGAAGACGUAGGCAAAGUGGGAAUGACAGAACAUUUUGACCCACCUCACGUUUUAGAAGAAAAGCGUGAAGGUAAAGCCUUACCAGAAGCAUCACUGCCAUUUCAUCGUGCAAUGCCAAGCUUGACUCAUAUGUCUUUGGUUGAAUUAGAGAAGGCUGAUAUAUUGAAGUUCAUCAUUAGUCAGAAUAUUGAUGGCCUCCAUCUUCGAUCUGGUAUACCAAGAGAGAAACUUGCUGAAUUACAUGGGAACUCCUUCAUGGAAACUUGCCCAUCAUGUGGAGCCGAGUAUUUGAGGGAUUUCGAAGUAGAAACUAUUGGAUUGAAAGACACUUCACGGAGAUGUUCUGAUGCGAAUUGUGGAGCUAAACUAAGGGAUACAGUUCUCGACUGGGAGGAUGCAUUGCCUCCAAAGGAGAUGAAUCCAGCUGAAAGGCACUGCAAGAUGGCUGACGUUGUGUUAUGUCUAGGGACAAGUUUGCAGAUCACUCCAGCAUGCAACCUUCCUCUGAAAUCACUUCGUGGUGGGGGAAAGAUUAUAAUUGUGAAUCUUCAGAAAACACCGAAGGAUAAGAAAGCAAGUUUGGUUAUCCAUGGUCGUGUAGAUAAGGUCAUUGCUGGUGUAAUGGAGAUCCUAAAUCUGCAGAUUCCCCCAUUUGUUCGAAUCGAUCUUUUCCAGAUUAUACUUUCUCAAGGCUUGAGUCUUGAUAAGAAAUUUGUUAACUGGACCCUUCGAGUGCUAAGUGUACAUGGACAGAAAGCUCCAUUGCCAUUUAUCAAAUCUGUUGAGGUUUCGUUCCUGGAUAAUCAAGAUUUCAAAUCAGCUACUUUACAGAGCCAACCAUUUCUCCUUAAAAGGAGAACUGGAAAGGCAAAAUCAUUUGAGUUGGUUUUAAGGCUCAAUUUCAGCGAAGGUUGUGGUAGUUCGCAUGUUGAAAUUAAUAUCCCUGUUGAUUUUAAGGUCUCUGCAGAUUGUAUGAAUUUUGAUAAGGAGGUUGUAUUUCAGAAACUGACAGACGAGGCAGUUCAAGAUUCCUGCUGCGGAAAAAACGCAGUUAUUGAGCGAAAAGCUAUCUCGAUCCCAAGGAGUGAGGUUACUGUAUAUGCCAUUGUAACUAACAUUAUUAGGUAUGCCAAAAUCUCAAAAACAUUAGAAGUAGAUUCACUUACUAAUGGCGAUCUCAAACGACGAGGAAGUGUAAAUGGUUCUACAACAUCUAGGAAGCGGUCGAAACGACAGAAGCGCAAAUCUAGAUAUUAGUGUGCACACUGUACAUAUUUUGUUAUGUGUCGAAACACCGAAAAAGAAAUAUCACAAGGGGACUGGGUGGAUUUUGUUAGAUAUGACACUCGGUCUCGGAAAGUGACAUAGUUAGGACAGUUAUCGGUAGGCAUCAACUAACCGCUCAAAUUAAGACUUCGAAAUCCAUGUGGUACAUAGCUUUAUUGUGGAAGUGUAUUGGCUGGCUGCUGGUAGAUUAUGUUGAUAGCUUUUGGAACUACUGAUACCUCUGAGAUAGUACAUUUUGGGACUGUCGGAUAUUCAAAUGUUUUCGUUACUAAUUCAUGUAGUUAUUAUCGAAUGCUUUAUCAUUACAUGAUACCAAGAAAUUGAUAUGAAUCUCGGAGACAUCGGUAGACCCUCUCCCGAGAUGACUCGUGUUCGGUUUAUUUGGAUUGCUUAUGUAGGUUUGUUGCAGUGUUUUUGUGCCUGCAGGAGGGUUAAAACUGGAAGAAAACCAUGUGUUUCCCCUUCUUUCUGAAACAAGAGUGAUUAUUGCAGCUCACUCCUGGUCUUAUGUAGUGUAUCCCAUAUUUAAAGAUACAUUUUUAUGACUAAUUGAAUUAUAACAAA